AUGAACGAAAAUGGACUAGUUGUUGCUGUAGAUGCUGGAUGGCAAAAACAGGGUAGCGGAAAGACAUAUGAUAGUUCAUCAGGUCAUUGUUCCAUGGUUGGUCCUCUCUCCGACAAAGUAUUGUCAUACUCUCUGAGGUCUAAGAAUUGCAGAGUAUGCAGUGUAGCUGAAUCAACCAACAAGAAUCCAGCAGCCCAUGAGUGCUCAAAGAAUUGGGAGGGUAGUUCAAAGGCCAUGGAGGCAGAUAUGGUUAUUGAGAUGGUCCAAGAUCUACAGAAAAGUAAAGGAAUAACCAUUGAUGGAAUCAUUGGAGAUGAGGACUCUACAACUAUUGCAAGACUGAAAGCUAAUGUCAAUGCUGAUAUUAAGAAGUUGUCUGAUAAAAAUCAUCUUAAGAAACUGUUUACAAACUCUUUGUUUACCUUGAAGAAAAAACAUUCAUCUCUAACUUUGUCUGUGAUAAAGUACAUUCAGAAAUGCUUCAGUUACUCCAUAGCACAGGGAAAAGGAAAUGCUUCUCAAAUCAAAGAAGACCUUUCAUCAAUUCCAUUACACAUAUUUGGAGAUCACCAACACUGCUCCUCAAGGUGGUGCAACUUCAUUAACAACCCUAACCUGAUGUACAAGUCACUUCCACAUGGAAAACCCCUGAAAGAUAGGUUCCUUCAGGAUGAUCUGAAAGAAGUCUUCAGUUCAUAUGCAAGUCAUUCUGAUCGUCUUUCAUGCUUAGGAAGCACACAGUCGAAUGAGAGUUUUCACAGAAUGGUGUCUGCAAAAGCCCCAAAGACCCAUCAUUACAGCUCUUCUUCAAGCCUCAGAUAUAGAGUUGCUGCAUGUGUAGCCCAGAAAAAUGUUGGACACAGAUAUCUUGUAAAGGUUAACAAGAAAUUGGGCCUCUCUCCUGGCUACUAUACUCGACGACAGUGCAUUCUGAGGGAUUUACAAAGAAAGCGACAGAAGGCCAUUUCAGUGACACAGAAAUUUAAAAGGAGAAGGAGAGAAUUGAAAGCCAGGAAAAUUCAAAGUAUUUCUACAAUAGAAACAAGGGAAGGCAUCAGUUAUUUAACAGGAUGUGAUCUCCAGCAGGCCUCUUACAUCGUUGAAAUUCCAGCUCCAAAAACAAUUCCAAAGUAUGAUCAUCUCCCUUCAAGUCAGCUGUUAAAUGCUGAAGAGAUCUAUUUUGAUUUGGAAACUACUGGACUCGCAAGGGAUUCUCAUAUUGUGCAGUUGUCUGCAGUUAGAAAUGAUGAGGUUUUCAACAAAUACAUCAUUCCAGAAAAACCAAUGUCCUCAAAAGCUACAGAAAUUACUGGAAUAAAAGUAGUCAACAAUAAAAUGUACCACAAUGAUGAGGAAGUUGAGACAGUCAGCAUUAAGGAUGCACUGAUCCAGUUUAUCGACUUCAUGAAGAAAUCGGAGUCAGAUGCUGUUCUAGUUGGACACAACUCCAAAGUGUUUGACCUUCCUGUGCUUUUCAACAUUUUGAGUAAAUUAAACAUUUUGGAGGCAUUCUCAUCUGCAGUCAUUGGUUUCAUUGAUACCUUACCUCUUUUCAAAAUUUCGCAUCCAAACCUUUCAUCAUACUCACAGUUACACCUUUUCGAAGAAAUUCUACAAGACAAAUACAGUGCGCAUGACUCAUUACAGAAUGUCUUAGCCUUGAAGAGAUUGUUGGACCAUACAGGACCUUCCCCUGAAGUCAAACUUGCUGCAUCUUUCACUUCAAACUCUGCCUUUGCCAUAUUCCAUCACAAGAACACAACAAAAAGUCUAAUGAGCACACUAAAGCCUUUAUUGGACCAAAAGGUGAUUUCGAAUGGAAUGGGAAAUAAGAUUGCCAGCAGUGGACUCUCCUUAUCACACUUACAACUGGCUUAUCGCAGAAAUGGUAGGGAGGGAGUACAGGAUGUGCUGACAGAGAUAACAGAUAACAGUGUGCGUGUGACAAAAUCUAGAAAAAUCAUUGAUUCUGUUGCAGAUUUUCUCAGAUCUGAGCAGUAA
This is a messenger RNA of Saccostrea cuccullata (small rock oyster), 2001 nucleotides long. RefSeq lists its product as uncharacterized. Gene Ontology annotation, cellular component: cytoplasm. The coding region runs from base 1 to 2001 and encodes 666 amino acids. Gene Ontology annotation, molecular function: 3'-5'-DNA exonuclease activity; nucleic acid binding. The transcript is spliced from 5 exons. Gene Ontology annotation, biological process: DNA catabolic process. The record is from RefSeq and is a predicted model, not a curated record. Lineage: Eukaryota; Metazoa; Mollusca; Bivalvia; Ostreida; Ostreidae.